GAUACUUGUUGCUGCAGAGAUGUCUGGACGUGGAAAAGGGGGGAAAGGCCUGGGCAAAGGAGGCGCCAAGAGGCACCGUAAGGUACUCCGUGAUAACAUCCAGGGUAUCACUAAGCCUGCCAUUCGCCGCUUGGCUCGUCGCGGUGGAGUGAAGCGUAUUUCUGGACUCAUCUACGAAGAAACUCGAGGUGUGUUGAAGGUUUUCCUGGAAAAUGUUAUCCGUGAUGCAGUUACCUACACCGAGCACGCCAAAAGGAAGACUGUGACGGCUAUGGAUGUCGUCUACGCUUUAAAACGCCAGGGCCGUACUCUGUAUGGUUUUGGUGGUUAAGACGCGAUUCCGCCGUUCCUAGCAAGAAGAAAAAA
This is a messenger RNA of Elgaria multicarinata webbii, 366 nucleotides long. RefSeq names its product histone H4. The transcript has a single exon. The coding region runs from base 20 to 331 and encodes 103 amino acids. The record is from RefSeq and is a predicted model, not a curated record. Gene Ontology annotation, cellular component: nucleosome. NCBI's taxonomy places the organism in Eukaryota, Metazoa, Chordata, Lepidosauria, Squamata, Anguidae. Gene Ontology annotation, molecular function: DNA binding; protein heterodimerization activity; structural constituent of chromatin. Gene Ontology annotation, biological process: nucleosome assembly.